CCAAAACACCGUGUUGGAGCGAACUCCGACGUCCACUUGCCUAUACAGGCAAUCUUUAGUUUUGGCGCCUCCACCAGUAAAUCGCGACGGACGCAUAACUUUGAUGGGGACUUUGAUCGAAGGGCGGGAAAAUGCCUGUUAUGAAAGGAUUGCUCGCGCCACAAAAUACAUUUUUGGACACCAUAGCGACACGUUUUGACGGGACCCACAGCAACUUCAUCCUGGCCAAUGCGCAGGUGUCUCAGGGCUACCCCAUCGUCUACUGUUCCGAUGGCUUCUGUGAGCUGAGCGGCUUUGUGCGCUCGGAGGUCAUGCAGCAGAGCUGCACCUGCAAGUUUCUCUACGGGCCCGAGACCAGCGACGCCAUCAUCCAGCGCGUCGACACAGCCAUGCAGGAGCGCAGCGAGUUCAAGGAGGAGAUCAUGUUCUACAAGAAAACAGGUGGCUUGUUCUGGUGCCUGCUGGAUAUCGUUCCCAUCAAGAAUGAGAAGGGCGAUGUUGUUCUCUUCCUGGCCUCAUUUAAGGACAUCACUGACAGCAAAGCUAAGUCCCUCCCAGAAGAGAAGAGAGAAGAGCACCACCAGGGGCAGGUGAAGGGCGGGUCCCCCUUCGGUUCGGCACGUCUGCGGAGCAGCACAGUACUGUACCACAUCUCUGGCCACCGCUACAAGAGCAAGAUCAAGCUCAACAAGAAUGUUUUCGGGGACCCCCCUGCCCUUCCGGAGUAUAAGGUCGCCGACGCCAAGAAGUCAAAGUUCAUCCUGUUACACUUCAGUAGCUUCAAGGCGGGCUGGGAUUGGCUCAUUCUGUUAGCAACCUUCUACGUGGCCGUCACUGUCCCCUACAAUGUGUGUUUCAUCGGCGACGAUGACCUCACACGCAGCACCACCGUCAGCGAUAUCGCCGUGGAGAUCCUCUUUAUCAUUGACAUUGUGUUUAGCUUCCGCACAUCCUAUGUGAGUAAGUCUGGCCAGGUGAUCUUCAACGCCCGUCAGAUCUGCUUCCACUACAUGACGACUUGGUUCAUCAUCGACCUGGUGGCAGCUCUCCCUUUCGACCUCCUGUACGCCUUCAAAGUCAGCGUGGUGUCUGUGGUCCACCUGCUGAAAACGGUCCGCUUGCUACGGAUCAUUCGACUCCUGCAGAAAAUGGACCGCUACUCCCAGCACAGCACGGUGGUGCUGACUCUGCUCAUGUCCAUGUUCGCACUGCUUGCCCACUGGAUGGCCUGCAUCUGGUACGUCAUCGGCAAGAAGGAGAUGGAGGCCAACGCACACACGUGGGACAUCGGCUGGCUGCAUGAGCUGGGCAAGCGUCUGGAGGCUCCGUACGACAGCAGUGUAAACAGCACAGUGGGCGUGUCUGGGGGCGGCUCUAGUGGAGGCCCCUCCCUGCGGAGCGUCUACAUCGCCUCGCUCUACUUCACCCUGAGCAGCCUGACCAGUGUGGGCUUCGGCAACGUGUCGGCCAACACCGACGCCGAGAAGAUCUUCUCCAUCUGCACCAUGCUCAUCGGAGCUCUGAUGCAUGCUCUGGUGUUUGGUAACGUGACGGCGAUCAUCCAGAGGAUGUACUCCCGCUGGUCACUGUAUCACACGCGCACCAAAGACCUGAAGGACUUUAUCCGUGUGCACCACCUCCCCCAGCAGCUGAAGCAGCGCAUGCUUGAGUACUUCCAGACCACCUGGUCAGUCAACAAUGGCAUCGACUCCAAUGAGCUGCUGAAGGACUUCCCGGACGAGCUGCGUUCGGACAUCACCAUGCACCUGAAUAAGGAGAUCCUGGAGCUGUCGGUGUUCUCCUCUGCGAGCCGUGGCUGCCUGCGCUCGCUCUCGCUGCACAUCAAGACCACGUUCUGCGCGCCGGGCGAGUACCUGCUGCGGCAGGGCGACGCGCUCCAGGCCCUCUUCUUCGUCUGCUCGGGCUCCAUGGAGGUGCUCAAGGACGGCAUGGUGCUCGCCAUCCUCGGUAAGGGAGACCUGAUCGGUGCUAACAUGAGCAUAGAGGACCGUGUGGUGAAGACCAACGCGGACGUCAAGUCUCUGACCUACUGUGACCUUCAGUGCAUCAACUUGCGAGGGCUGUACGAGGUGCUGGACCUCUACCCAGAGUACUCCCACCGCUUCUGCCAGGACAUCCAGCAGGACCUCACCUACAACCUCAGAGAGGGACACGAGAGCCAUCUCAUAUCGAGAAUAAUGUCCAGUAAGGUCGUAGAUCCACAAGUGGAUGGGCGUGGCAAUGGAGGGGUCAUCCAGUGCUACCAGCCAAUCAGAGAGCAGGGAGACGAAGAGCAGGAAGCUGAGGAGGCGGAGGAGGACGAGGAAGAGACGGUGCUGUUCCUGAGCGACGUGCCCAACAGAAGACACACACACACACGCAGCACACACACGCACACACACACACACAGGACCAGCAAGAGUAUUCACAUUCAGCAGGAGAACAUGAGGAAGCCAGAUCUCUCAAACCUCAGCCCCAGGAUUGUUGACGGGACAGAGGAAAGCAAUAGCACAGAGAGUUCUCCAACAUUCACAUUUUCUGCUGUCCAUGGAGCUGCAAAUGCCACCGCCACAGAUAUGAUUCAGAUCAGUACAGCAGAGUUGGCAGCAAAAGCAGAGGAAACCAGAGGUCAGCUCUGCCAUCUAGACCAAGAGGUCACCUCCCUGGGCCGGGAGGUAGCAGAGCUGAGUCGUGUGAUGAGGAGCCUGGCGUUCCUGAUGGAGUCCCUCCUGACGUCCCCCCACGCCCACUCCACCUGCUCCCCCCACUACUCCCCUCCUCUACCACCCGCCAACACACACCCCUGGACUCCCAGCAUGCCCCUCUUCCCACCCCACCCCACACAGGUGCACCCUGGGACAUCUGCAGGGGGCGAGCAGCUCCUGCCCCCCAGGCUGCAGGACCUCCAGCUGGCGCCCCCUCCGCCACCCCCACCCUUCUCGUCCGCCCCGUCCCCCUGCGGACUCUUGCCCCCGCUGCACCCCUCGCCGCCUUCGCCCGAGAGCUGGCUUCCUGCCCGCAGUCGCUCCCUCAGCCUGGAGACGCCACCGCCUCCGCCACCUCCACACCCCUGCCACCUCAACCCCGGGACCUUCCCCAGGACAGGGCUGCCUUUGCUGGGGGAGAAGCCUCUGGGGUCCCCCCCUCCACCUGGUUGCCUGUAGCCAAAACAACCAAGUCAAGGUGUGGACUGAGCACUCUCUGGAGGACACUACUGUAAAACUGGUUCAAGUGGGAUGGACCCUCUUUCUCUGUCCAGAAAGACCUCCCCUGCCUCUUUAUCUCUGCCCCCCCCCUGUCUCUUUAUCUCUUGACAUUUGAAUCAUUGAGACGUUUGCUUUUCUUUUGUAUUGGACGCAUCUAUAGAGAUGUGGACAAUGGAGAUAUCUCCACAAUGCUCUACCAGCUUUCCUGUUCACCCCGGGCCUAACACGCUGGUGUGUGCUGGGUUGUGGUGGUUGGGGAGGGAGGGGGCGGGGGGUCGUCUCUAUAUGUGUCCAACUGCAUGAAAUCAGAGGCAGACGUAGCCAUAUAGCUCCUAGGUAGAGAAGCUCUCUUGGGUUAUGCUGUAGAUUUUCAUACCCCGCAAAUGUGCAUUGGCACACACAAAUACAAAAAUACACACAAAUGUAGACACACACACACACAGAGCAGUAUGAAGGUCGCAGUGACUUUGUGUGUGUGCAUGCCUGCAGGUCAUGAAGGAGGAUGGCUGAAGUGCUUUUUCAUGCAUUGGCAUGAAGACAUGAUAGAGAGAGAGAGAAAGAGAUUGAUGGGGUAGAGAAGGGGGAAGAGGACAGAAGACAAAAAUGACACACACAAUGGGGCACACAUCUAGGCCUAUGUGGUGUGUGUGUGUGUAGCCCUAGUACUGUAUUAUCUGAAGAGUGUCUCCUAGUCUUCCUGCCUCUCUUUCCUGUUCUCUCCCUCUGUCUCUUUUAUAUUUUUUAUCUAUUUAUUUAUUCAUCUAUCUGUUUUUUUAUUUGUUUGUUUAUUUCCUUCUCCGUCCCCUCCACAUGUUUAGAACGUCUUCCCUUCUCCUCCCUCCCUCUCUGAUUCUGUGAUGACGCCUCAGAGAUCCCCCAUCCCCUGCCGUGAAAAACAUGGAGGUACACACUCCUUCUCUCUCUCUCUCUCUCUCACAUCCAUCUCUCCUCUCUUUCCUGUAGUUUCAAUCUUUCUCUGUUUUCCACCAAGAUACUCUUCACCCCCUUCCCUAUCUUUCCCUCUCUCUAUUUCCCUUCCUUCUCUCUCUUUCUUCUUCCAUCUCUCUCUCUUGUGGUUGGACUCCCAGUAGCCUUGCCUGAUACCAGCAGAUGGAUAAUGAUGGUGUUGAUUUAUUCCUGUCUCAGGCCUUCCCCUUAACUCCCUGUCUUGCAUUCACCACAUUUCCCCUAUUAGUCUCUCUCUCUCUCUCUCUCUCUCUCUCUCUCUCACGGUGCGACAACGGUGUUCAUUUCCCCUCUUACCUCUUCACCUCCUCUUCCCCCAUCCCUCUCUCUCCUCCUCAAGCUCUCUCUAUCCUUGGAUGGUCGCCAUAGAGACCCCCAGAGGUGUUCUAUUUGCCCUCUUACCUUCUUUGCCGCCCCUCGCUUUCUUUCUCCCUCUCACUCUAUCUCUACUUCGCUCCCAUUCUCCCUCCCAUCUCUUUCUCCCCAUCUCCUGCUUACUCCCUCUACUCUCAGUAUCUCUGGAGAGGAAGUGCUGAGGUGUUCAGCUCAUUUGUGGUUCAGUGCCAGUGGUACCCAGCAGGAAGUCCAGGGCUUGUGUCUGCUCCGCCACAUGUCUGUCCAAGCUGUGUUUUAGCCCUGUGUUUUAGCCCUGUGUUUCAGCCCUGUGUUUGAGUCCUGUGUUUUAGCCCUGUUUUUCAGCUCUGUGUUUUAGCCCUGUGUUUCAGCCCUGUGUUUGAGUCCUGUGUUUCAGGGACUUUGCAAGCAGGCCCAGAGGGUUCCCUCCACCAACUUUUAAAAAAGUUGUUUCUUUCCUUGGAGAAAUAUGCAUUUUUUAAAAAGUAUUCUUUAUGAUUGUUUAGCAUCAUUAUGCUUCCGCUGACUCCCUCUCUCUCCAUGCACGCACGCACGCACACACACACACACACACACGCACACACGCACGCACGUACGCAAACACGCACGCACGCAAACACGCACACAAACACACACACACACACACACUAAGAUGAUACUUUGUAAAACAGACAUGAAGUCCCAUUCAGAAACUGCAUUUGGAACAGAUCUUUCACACAUCAUUUAACAUCAUUUGAAUUCAAUGCUUUAUCCAAAGCAGCUUAUAAGUGAGGUGCAGCACAUGAAGAAAUAGCAGAGGGUGAAACUAAAUCAGUGAUAUCAAUAUGACUUGGCUUUGAUUUGGCCCAAAUCCAGCCCUGCUGUAGCCCUAUUUUGGCACUAAUUUAGCUUGGGUCUGGCCCUUGUUUAACCCAGGUCUUUUCAGGAUCCAGUCAAUUUAAUGUGCUUUAUUGACAUGAGAGUCCAGUUUACACUAUUAUCAUCGCAUUGCUCAAAAGAAAAGUAACAGUUAACAGAAAUGAAUAGGCUUAAUAAAGAAUGAACUAAAUGGACCAAAGGCCAAAACAAACAAAAGCAUCUGUUCCAGAAUCAGUGUCUGUGUGGGACUCUCUAGGGGGCCCGUGGGGGGUCUGAUCCCUGUCACAGCAGACCAGUGCUGCUCUCUGCAUGGCCGAACACGCUUCAGUCCUGUGGCUGCUAGUCAGUCCUGCAGGUGGUUCUCACAGAGGGCUUGGGGCAACCACCUGCCCGUGCGGCCCAGCUGCCAGAGCUCCACAUCGGUGGUGCCAUGCUCAAACAGUUUGGGCCAUUUCUUACAUGUGAAAAAAGCCAACCUUUAAUUUGUAUGACAUGGAGCUAUUUUGCUCAGUGCUUUGAAUCCAAAUGUUAUUUAUUUAUAUGAGUUGAAAAUAUUAUAUUUAAAAUAUGUAUUUGCCUAUUAAAUAAUUGGCUAUACUUAUAUAUUUAGCUGAAAUAUACACAGUACACAAUAGUACACACUGUAUCUAAGGUCAUUAGCUUGGCCAUGAUCUUCUGUAUACCUGUUGUAUAAAGGGGCUAUCAGCAAGUCGGCUGUUGUCACCUGAGCAAACAUGAAUUUGGAUGGUUCACAGCUGACAUGUCACCUAGACUGCCCCUCAUUGGCUGGAUCCCGUCCAAUCAUCAUCUCAUAUCCCCAUCUCUUGCCCUGAGAGCAGGAGUUUGGACCAAUCAAAAAAGGCAAUAUUCCUCCUGUUCAAAGCACAGCCAUUUGUAUCUUUCUAUGAAUGUACUGUACGUAGAGAGCGAUAUAAUCUCCUACAAGAACUCUUUCAAAAGUAUUAUGCAUCCUGGGGGUUGUAUACGUAGGAAGUGUGUAUGUCUUUUUAUAGCCCGAGCUCUCGGACAUGUGGCUGUGAACGUUUGAUUGACAGCUAAGGGGACUGAAAUCUGGACACAGACACUUUCUCCUGGCCUGUUGAUAUCAGUUCGUAGUUGCAACAUGGCCAGAAUGUAGUCUAGUGAUCUGAACAGGAUUCACUUUGAUAUUAUGAACAUAUUAUGCCUGUUAAGCAAAUAAAUAACUCAUUAAAACUUG
Molecule: messenger RNA, 6603 nt
Organism: Alosa sapidissima (American shad)
Lineage: Eukaryota; Metazoa; Chordata; Actinopteri; Clupeiformes; Clupeidae
Gene: kcnh8
Product: potassium voltage-gated channel, subfamily H (eag-related), member 8
Exons: 17
Coding region: 132-3164 (1010 amino acids)
Biological process (GO): potassium ion transmembrane transport; regulation of membrane potential
Cellular component (GO): membrane
Molecular function (GO): voltage-gated potassium channel activity
Source: RefSeq, a predicted model, not a curated record